GUCGUAUGCGGAACGCCAUUUACAACACGCUUCGCUGAUUAAUCUGAUUGUGACUCAUUCCAUUUUGACACGGUGCAUCCCAACGUUCGCGCGUGCCCCGUACUGAAUGGUAAUACACGUGCAAAUGAAAUGUUGUAUUGCCUCGUUUAAAUAUAGUUCCUCACGCUGCAAGGAGAAUGCAACACCUGCUCUUGCAUCAGAGAGGCAUUCAGGUGCCAGUCUGGCUGGCGAGACAACCUCGCCUUCGAGGCGACUUAUUAGUCCAUCGGUCGGUUAUAAAUACUGUGCGGAGACGCGCACGGCAUGACAUGGCUCCGAAUUCGCCACAGAGGCUAACCGCCAGUCUUUACAUUGAUUCCGUUUUCCCAGUAAGAUUCGGCAAGUGGGAUAUACGUUAUCUCUUCGCCACUCUCCGUCAGCCAGCCAUAAUGGACAGACUGGCGGCCAUAUUCAAGGACAUAGACGUUCAUGGAUUCAAGUUACUCAAUUUGGAGCUCCCAAGAUCCAAGGAUGGAGGUGUUUUUGCCGAAUUUCAGUACACGGCCCCCGACCCUGAGGAAAUACCAUAUUCACUCGCUGAGAUACAAGAGGUUCUGCGCAAAUCAGCUAGAGAUCAUGGUGGUGUGCCUUCCUGGUCCGGUUUGAGGCAGGGUGAUAUAUGGCUUGUAAAGGGGAAGCCUUGGAAAGAAGAUUUGGAUCGCUUUCCAUCAUCACAAUUGAGGAUCGAAUUUGAGGGUGCAGAUGUUCACACUGAAGUGCUGUACGAGGCGCUCAGGCCCUACGGCCCACUCGUUGACAUCACUCGGCCAUCACCUGUUCCUGCAGGGGCUCCCCACUUUGCGAAUGCUGUAUUCUACCAGGUCCGUUCUGCAGUGCGCGCUCAGAAUUGCCUGCACGGAAUCGUUAUAUACGCAAGCGAUACCGCAAAGACUCGUUUGGGCCUUGUCUUCGAAAAGACGGUGAAGGUAAGCGCAGUUCGGGAUUGGCUAGCCAGUCAUCCAAGAAUUGUGUUGCCUGUCCUUGCGUUCGUUUUGGGCAUGCUGACGUACACGGUAUUUGACCCCUUACGGACGUUCAUGGUCGAAGUUAAAGUUUGGGAGAUAUUUGAGUACCCAAGCAACAAGUUGACAGAAUGGCUCAGGAAAAAUAUUUUUGGGAGGGUGCCGGUUGACCUCGGUGAAUACCAGUCUCUGGCCAUUCCGGGAGGCACAUGGGAAGAAAGGAAGGAAGCUCAAGUUGCCAUUUCAACUUAUUUGUCUGAUCAACCUGCCACAAUCCUCUUUCUCCAUGGGCCCGCCGGAUCCGGAAAGUGGAAUCUGGUUUCUCGCAUCCUUCGUACUCACAAGCGACCUCAUCUGGUCCUUGACUGCAAGACUGUGCUAGCACAAGAUUCGGACACCAGUGUGAUGGCCCAAAUUGCGAAGCAAACCGGGUAUUGGCCCCUCUUUGGCUUCCUCGGCUAUCUGAACAAUAUAGUCGAUCUUGUCAGUGUUGGUCUCAUCGGACAAAAGGCUGGAUUCAGUAGCCCCCUCGACCAACAGCUCAUGGAUCUUCUCAAAACCGUCGUGACGGCACUUAAACGUGUAAACCACAAACACAUACUGGAACACGAGCGAAAGCUUCGGAAAGAGGUUAUGCAAGAUGAACGCGAGAAGCAGGACAAACGAGUCCGCGAUAUCAUUCGUCAUGGAUUAUGGCACGAUGGGCGGCUUGAUUGCAUUGCUGGAAACGGAAUUAUAGGCGAGCUUGGCCUCGGUGACGAGCUUUUUAGGGCGGAAGAUGAUGUUCCCGAAGACAUUGGAGACGGAGAGAAGCAAGCUGUCGAGGUAUCAGCUAGGAAGUCGGACUUUCAUGAUCUCGUCACGAAGCAGGAGCGCUGGCCGAAGGCUUGGCAAGAAGCUGAGUUCUCUGGAGUGCCUAUUGUGAUUGUUAAAAACUUCGGCUCGAAAGGUGGCACUGGGACUCGUGACAUCGUGCUGGAUGUGUUUUCUAAGUGGGCAACCCAACUUGUCGAGGGCCAUAUCGCGCACGUCAUUGUCGUGAGCGACAAUAAGGAGAAUGUCAAACGUUUGACAAAGUCACUUGGUGCUCGACCCCUCACGGCCGUUUCCCUCGAAGAUGCAGAUACGAUGACUGCUCUUCAAUUUGUCACAGCUCACUCGAGCAAUGCUGAACUUAUGCAGCGUUUAACUCUUGAAAAAUUGUCAUACAUCGAGAGGCUUGGUGGACGCGUGAGCGAUCUCGAUGCGCUCGUUUACAAGAUACAAAAUGGGAUGAGCGUUGAGGCCGCUGUUGAGGACAUCAUUGAACGUACGACAAGCGAAGUACGUAGGAAUACGUUCGGUGAUGAUAUGGACGAUGUGAAGGGUCUCGCAUGGCAACGCGAGCAAGCGUGGGCGGUUGUCUCCAAACUGGCGUCGCAGGAUGAGAUUCCCUAUUUAGACACUCUCUUGGAUUUCCCCUUCAAGGGCGAUGACGUUCCUAUAAGAGAGAUGGAGCGCGCAGAAUUAAUCCAUGUUGUCACUCGUCAAGGAGUGCCAAUAUCGAUUCGGGCUGGUAGACCAGUGUACAGAUACGUUUUCCAGAGACUGAUGAACGACCCAAUAUUCCAUGCGCUUCAGGAAAUAGGUUUCAACGAGAAACGGAUUGCACUGGCUGAAUCAAAUGUUCGAGCUUGCGAAGAGGAACUCAUCAAACUCAAGUCGAUUGGAUUGGACCUGACGGAAUCGUACUGGGGCACCCCUUCAGUGAGCCUUAGAGUCAAAUACUUGGCCCAGAAGAUGAGAUCUUCUGCGCAAAAAAUUAUCCUUUUGGAGGAAAAAAAUGCCAAGCUGAGGAAAGUUCUUACGAAAUAUCCUCGAUCGUAGCUACUGGUCGAAGUAAUUUGUAAGUGCGAAAUAAUUGAUAGUACCAAAGCUGCACCACUGUUACAAGCGAGUAAACAAUCUGGUUUGGUGAAUAGUUUUCGCAAUCCACUCUCGAUGAAUGCUUAUUCGGGAAGUUGUUUCAUGCAUGUUCAUUGUGUCGCCUCCAGUUCCGUGUACGAUUCGCGGUUACGUUCGCAUCACCAUUACCAAGAGUAACAUACAGGGCCAACGGUACCAAAUUUCAAGUCACCCUAGAACAUC
This is a messenger RNA of Cantharellus anzutake, 3128 nucleotides long. Its product is annotated as RNA12 protein-domain-containing protein. The coding region runs from base 177 to 2867 and encodes 896 amino acids. The record is from RefSeq and is a predicted model, not a curated record. Lineage: Eukaryota; Fungi; Basidiomycota; Agaricomycetes; Cantharellales; Hydnaceae. The transcript is spliced from 15 exons. Gene Ontology annotation, cellular component: mitochondrial inner membrane.